AUGAUCAUGAUGGAUGCUUCAAACACGAACACGGUAUCCUUGACUCCAGAUCAAUGCAAUGCAGAUCAAGCUAAGAGUGAGACAGCUGCUGCCUUUGACACUGAUAUAUGGGAUUUAUUUGGAGAAGGAGAAGAGAAGUGCUUUGACUUUCAAGCUGACCAUAAAGAAGAACAAAGCAUGAGCAGAAGACCACCUCCUGAUCCCGUGGCAGUGCUACGCGGCCAUCGAGCUUCGGUCACAGAUAUUUCUUUUCAUCCCUUUGAGCCAAUAUUAUUUUCCAGUUCUGCUGAUGGUGAGGUGCGGAUUUGGGAUACCCUUCAGCAUCGAACAGUGUCAUCUGCAUGGUUACAUAGUGCUGCUCAUGGUAUUGUUGCUGUUGCCUGUGGUUCUUCCCUCGGAACCAAUAAAUUUGUCAGCCAGGGUAGGGAUGGAACUGUAAAAGUUUGGGAAUUUGAUGAUGCUGGUUUGUCAAGGAUCCCAUCACUUACAAUUAAGACAAACAAUUACCACUUUUGUAAGUUUUCCAUGGUGAAGAAUGAUUCUGUUUGGUCAAAACAAGGGAAAGAAUCGGAAGAUUGCUACAGAACAGAGGCUGAAGGAAUGUCUGAUAAAGAAAUUAUGGAGGAUAAAAGAGAUGAGGCUAACACCAAUCAAAGUUGUUCUAAAAGCUUUGGAGAAAAUACAUAUAAUGAAGGCCUACAAUAUGUGGCUUUGUCAGGGGAGAAUUCUUCAGAGGUUGAAAUUUGGGAUCUCAAGUCUGCUCAAAAAAUUGUACAACUUCCUUCAACCAAUCCUAGUACCUCUUCAAGUGCUUGCAACAGAGGGAUGUGCAUGGCACUUCAAUUGUUUUUAUCAUCUGAAUCACAAGGAUUCUUAAGUGUCUUGGCUGGCUAUGAGGAUGGUUCCAUGCUUUGGUGGGAUGUACGGAAUCCUAGCGUUCCAGUAACUUCUGUAAAAUUUCAUUCUGAGCCAGUUCUGAGCAUCUGCAUCGACGGGUUUUGCAAAGGGGGUAUCUCAGGAGCUGCAGAUGACAAAAUUGUAAUGUACAGCUUGGAUCAUUCUUCGGGUACAUGUGUAGUGAAGAAAGAAAUCAAUUUGGAGCGACCAGGCAUAUCAGGCACCUCAAUUCGACCUGAUGGAAAAAUUGCUGCAACUGCUGGCUGGGAUCACAGGGUGAGGAUAUACAAUUUCCGCAAAGGAAAUGCCUUAGCUAUUUUGAAGUAUCACCAUGGCACAUGCAAUGCUGUAACUUUUUCGUCUGAUUGUAAACUUAUGGCCUCUGCAUCGGAGGACUCAACCGUGGGGCUAUGGGAAUUGUAUCCUCCUCGAAUAUGA
Messenger RNA from Sphenostylis stenocarpa, 1335 nucleotides. Lineage: Eukaryota; Viridiplantae; Streptophyta; Magnoliopsida; Fabales; Fabaceae. The record is from the annotation of a GenBank genome assembly.